AUGUCUGCUGCGCCUUGUGCUCAGGAGCAGCCAAGGGGGUCUGGGGAGAGGCAACCGCUGGUAGCUCGCCCACGGGGUCCCCGACGACGGUGGAGAAGGACAGCGGCUGCUGCGGUGCUGCUGGUGGAGAUGCUGGAACGUGCUGCCUUCUUUGGCAUCACCUCCAACCUUGUGCUCUACCUCAACAGCUUGAACUUCAAUUGGGAGGGCGGGCAGGCGUCAAGGGCCACACUCAUCUUCCUGGGCGCCUCCUACCUGCUGGCUCCUGUGGGAGGCUGGCUGGCAGAUGUGUACCUGGGCCGCUUUCUCACCAUCUCGCUCAGCCUGGUACUCUACCUGGCUACCUCGGGCUUGUUGCUCGCCACCAUCACCGACGAUGGCCGCAAAUCCUUCUGUGGAGAGAUACCCUUGUUUCCGCUGGAACCGGCCUGCCCAUCCGCAGACUGCCCAAGCUCCUGGUCCAGCCCCUACUGCGCAACUACCCUCUACUUGGUGCUGCUGCUCCUGGCACUGGCUGCCAGCUCCGUGAGGAGCAACCUCACUUCAUUCGGAGCUGACCAGGUGAUGGACCUUGGACGGGAUGCCACCCGCCGCUUCUUCAACUGGUUCUAUUGGAGUAUCAACUUGGGUGCCGUUCUGUCCCUGCUGGUGGUGGCCUUCAUUGAACAGAACGUCAGCUUCCUGUGGGGCUACAGCAUCAUCGUAGGCCUUGUGGGCCUGGCAUUCUUCCUUUUCCUCUUUGCCACCCCCGUCUUCAUCACCAAGCCCCCAACAGGCAGCCAAGUGUCAUCUAUGCUGAAGCUUGCAUUCCAAAACUGCUGUCCCCAGCAUUCUUCCAGGGACACUGAAGGUGCCCACCUGCUGCCUGACCAGAGGUCUCUCCAGUGGGGUCCUUCUCCACAGGAAGACAUGGCCAACUUCCAGGUGCUGGUGAAGCUCCUGCCUGUGAUGGUGACCCUUGUGCCUUACUGGAUGGUAUAUUUCCAGAUGCAGUCCACCUACGUCCUGCAAGGUCUCCACCUCCAAAUCCCCAACAUCUUCCAGACCAACCCUACCGAUAGCUCUUCGUCUCUGAGCUCAGAAAAGAGUUACUACAGGAUCCCAGAAGCCUGGCUCCUGCUGGCCAAUGUUGUGGUGAUACUGGUUCUGGUCCCUGUCAAGGACCACUUGAUUGAUCCUCUACUGCUUCGGUGCAAGCUGCUGCUGCCCUCAGCUCUGCAGAUGAUGGCUCUGGGCAUGUUCUUUGGGUUCACCUCCAUCAUUGCAGCAGGAGUCUUGGAGAAAGAGCGCUUGAAGUACAUUGCUGCCAACCACACAGUGCCUCAACUGAUUGGGCAGGACUUGUACUAUGCGGCACCACUGUCUAUCUGGUGGCAAAUCCCCCAGUACCUGCUCAUCGGGAUCAGUGAGAUUUUUGCCAGCAUUACAGGUCUGGAGUUCGCCUACUCAGAAGCUCCACGCUCCAUGCAAGGUGCAAUCAUGGGUAUCUUCUUCUGCCUUUCUGGGGUAGGCUCACUGCUGGGCUCUGGCCUGGUGGCCCUACUGUCCUUGCCUGGGGGCUGGAUGUACUGCCCCAAGGACUUCGGGAACAUCAACAACUGCCAGAUGGACCUUUACUUCUUCCUGCUAGCCGGCAUUCAGGCUGUCACAGUUGUCCUGUUUCUCUGGAUUGCUGGUCGCUAUGAGAGGACUCGUCAGGACCCAGCCUCCCAGAGCUCAUCCAGCAGGGUCAGGGGCUGACUUAGUCUCCAAGCACACGGAUAGACAGUGUCACAUCAGAACUGGCUGUACCCAUUCUCAUUUAUUCUGUACCCAACAUUAGAAUGAAGUGGUUCCCAUAAAUAAGGGGCAUGCGCCCUCCCUCUUGA
Cricetulus griseus (Chinese hamster) is the source of this 1868-nucleotide messenger RNA. The record is from RefSeq and is a predicted model, not a curated record. Lineage: Eukaryota; Metazoa; Chordata; Mammalia; Rodentia; Cricetidae.